Molecule: messenger RNA, 680 nt
Organism: Williopsis jadinii
Lineage: Eukaryota; Fungi; Ascomycota; Saccharomycetes; Phaffomycetales; Wickerhamomycetaceae
Gene: NHP10
Product: Nhp10p
Exons: 1
Coding region: 6-578 (190 amino acids)
Source: RefSeq, a predicted model, not a curated record
CAACGAUGUCGAUAUCUACAGGUAACACAGAUGAGCAAUGGAAGAACAAGUGCAAGCAACUGAAGCGUAAGAUAAACCAAAUAGAAGAGGCUAGCAAAGUAGCUUCGUUGUCAAUUUCACGUGGUAAAGUUGCUGUUAACAGGCUAAAACUGGAAUACUCUAUACUAUUAGAAAGAUUAGAGGCAAAGGCCGUAUUACCUCAGGAGAGUGAAUCAGACGACGAUGAUGAAUACGCAAUCACAGAAGGGAAGAGAGUUAUAAAGAGGAAGAAACCGAUGGUUUCACAACCAAGAGACCCAGAUUUGCCAAAGAGACCACUAAACCCAUACUUGGUGUUUUGUGAUAUGGAGAAGGAAAGAAUCAAGAAGGAAGCCGAAGCUGAAGGCAAAGAUAUCGACUUGUCAAAGACUUUGGGUGAGUUGUGGAGAAGCAUGAGUUUAGAUGAUAGAAAGCCAUACGUGAAGGUCUACAACGAGGACAAGGAGAGGUAUCAGAGACAGAUGUCAGAAUACGAAAGUAGAAACCCAAAGAAACAGAAGUUGGAGCCAAAGACUGAAAAUCCACCAUCAGAAUCUUGAUGAUUUUGGUGAAGAUGAUGACGAAAUUUAACACGUGUGUACUACGAUUAAAGCCUUUUCUUGUUUAGUGUUAUAUGUAUAAUUUUGAAUUAAAAAUGCUGU